UGAAUGUAAAACUGUAAAAUAUUUUCACUGGGACCCUAAUUCUGUGAAGUUCACACAGACAUGGAUUAGUUCAUUGUUAAGUGGCAAAAGGUUCAGGUUGUCAGAGGUUAUCUAAGAGGGGAACCAUACCAGUAAACUAUGUCAGUUUACUAUGCCUUUGUGACAAAGAGUGAAUGAAUCUGAAUCAACAAUCUCCCUCUCGACCUGUGAGAGCACUGUACAGCGGAAUUGCGUGCCCCGUACUGAAUGUUUCGGCAGUUCAUUCCGGGGGCAGUCGGAAGCCGGCUAUUCAGGAAAGGCAUGGCGUGACGGUGCCAGGAGUCCCCGCCCUAGUACGACUGAUUAAGCACGGAUCUGGGAGCUGCAGACUGAGGCCAACGAUUCACCCGGACUUCACCGCACCUGCACUUGAGCAUCAUUGUAUCCAGCACCGCACCUGCACUUGAGCACUCACUGUCCGGAGACGUGUCUGUGUUUGUGUUGUGUUUGUGUUUUGGGAUUAUUAUUUCGGGACUGCAACCCCUUGUUUUGGCGCUGGCAAUACCCAUUGCUGGGUAGAGUCAGCUUUAUUAUUUAAUUACUGGUCAAGGAAUAAAAAGGAACUUGAACCGUGAACUUUGUGUUUUGUCCUUGUCUGCAGCACCUGCAUCACCCAUUCACCACGCACUACAACCCACACGUUCACACGUGGUGUCAUUACGGGAGAUGGACGUUGCUACGCUCACUGCGCUGUUGCAAGCGCUGGAACAGAGACGGGAGACGGAGGAGAGGCAAAGGGAGGAGAGAUACACGGCGCCGAUAGAAAGGGUCGGGCUAGGGAACGCACGUCAGGCACCAGCGGUACCUGUGAUGGCGCCCCCUAAGGCACGGGCGCAGAAGAUGACAGCAGAGGAUGACCCCGAGGCGUACUUGGUUGCCUUUGAGCGGUUGGCCACCACUGCGCAAUGGCCAAAGGAGUACUGGGCCAGUCAAUUGGGUCCCUGUCUGAGCGGGGAGGCUCAGGCAGCGUACCAAGCCAUGACUGACGAGGAGGCUAGCCAGUACGACCUAGUCAAGCGGGCCAUCCUCCAACGCCUCAACAUCACGGGGGAAACCCAUCGGCUGCAUUUCCGGGAAUACCGGAGACCACGCGAGACCCGUCCCAGGGUGGUCGCCCAGAAACUGUGUGAACACAUGGUGCACUGGCUUAGCCCUGCACAAAAGACCGGUGCACAGAUGGGCGAGGCAAUAGUCUUGGAGCAGUUCUGCCAUGUGUUCGGCACGGAGACACAGGACUGGAUACGGCGUCACAACCCAGACACCCUGGAGGCCGUCGUCAAACUGGCGGAGGACUUUGAGGACUCCCGGGUCUCCAUCAAAACAGGACUACUGAACCCUCUUCUUCCUCUCACCAGCCGAGGAGCAGCGCCCGCAGUACCACCAACACCUUCUCCUCCCCUGGGACCCCGACCGGCCAAACCACCGAUUCCAAUGGGCCGACCCACCUCCUCACCAUGGAGUCAGCGGUUGGCCCCCAGCUGGGGUAGAUUUGCUACCCCCGACCCACUGCCUUAUCAGCAGCAGGACAGAUCGCUAACCCCAGUGCCUUCUGCCCCUAGUAUUGUCUGUUUUAGGUGCCAUGAACCUGGACACAUCGCCCGCAUGUGCCCCUCGGCAAUGGAGUGCAACGUGGCCACAUGCUAUCUGGCAUGUGAAGCAGGAAAACAAAGAGAGACGGAUCGAAAAAUGGGAAGGUGCGUCUCUGAAACGAGGCUGGGGACUGGUGGAGAGAGCGUGGAUGGUAUCAAACGCCACUCGAAGGGAGUCGGCGGUUUAGAUGGAGCGAAGAUGGGGCUGGCUUCGGGCAGAGAUGAAGAAUGCAAAGAUCUGAUGCCGCUGCAGAAGCUGAGAGGAUGA
Molecule: messenger RNA, 1896 nt
Organism: Acipenser ruthenus (sterlet)
Lineage: Eukaryota; Metazoa; Chordata; Actinopteri; Acipenseriformes; Acipenseridae
Exons: 4
Coding region: 706-1896 (396 amino acids)
Molecular function (GO): nucleic acid binding; zinc ion binding
Source: RefSeq, a predicted model, not a curated record